Molecule: messenger RNA, 2242 nt
Organism: Castor canadensis (American beaver)
Lineage: Eukaryota; Metazoa; Chordata; Mammalia; Rodentia; Castoridae
Biological process (GO): regulation of transcription by RNA polymerase II
Cellular component (GO): nucleus
Molecular function (GO): RNA polymerase II cis-regulatory region sequence-specific DNA binding; DNA-binding transcription activator activity, RNA polymerase II-specific
Source: RefSeq, a predicted model, not a curated record
CUUCCGUUUUCCAAUGGCUAGUGAGUUGAGAAGAAAUAUGGCAUUCCAGGUUUUGGUGUCUUUUGAGGACGUGGCUGUGGACUUUACCUGGGAGGAGUGGCAGGAUCUGGAUGAUGCUCAGAGGACCCUAUAUAGCGAAGUGAUGCUGGAGACCUACAGCAGCCUGGUUUCCUUGGGGCAAUGCAUGACCAAACCUGAGCUGAUCAUCAAGCUAGAGCAAGGAGCAGAACUUUGGAUGGGAAAAGAACGCCCAAGUCAGAGCCCACCAGAUGUCCAGAAAGUGGAUGUCAUAAUUCAGAGCUGUGAGGAAAGUCAAGACAGCCAUUUGUGGCAAGGUGGAGUCACUAUCAAGAAGAGAGUUAUAUUACAACAUGCCUUUCAUUUGAGUUCCAACCAUAUUUCAAAUUUAAUUGUAAAGAAUACAGUCUCUUCAGGAGUGAAGCCCGAGGAGUUGAAUGUGUGUCAGAACAGUCUUCGCCCUAGUAUGCCUAAUGGAAUGUAUGUGGGUGACAAACCCUAUCAGUGUAAUCAGUAUGGAAAAUCCUUUGUCCAGAAGUCACACCUUACCAAGCAUGAGAGAAUUCAAAGUAGAGAGAAGCUCUAUCAGUGUAAUCAGUGUGGAAAAACCUUUCGCCGGAAGUCAAAUCUCACCAGGCAUGAGAUAAUUCACACUGGGGACAAGCCCUACAAGUGCAGUCAGUGUGGAAAAACCUUUGCCUGGAAGUCAUACCUCACCACACAUCAGAUGAUUCACACUGAGGAGAAACCCUAUAAGUGUAGUCAGUGUCAUAAAACCUUUGCCUCAAAGUCACAACUCAAUAGGCAUAAGAUGGUUCACACGGGAGAAAAGCCCUAUCAGUGUAGUCAGUGUGGAAAAUCCUUUCACCUGAAGUAUAUUCUUGAUGUACAUGAGAAAAUUCACACUGGGGAAAGGCCCUAUCAAUGUAAUGAGUGUGGAAAAACCUUUAGCUGGAAAUCAAACCUUGCCGAGCAUGAGAUAAUUCACACUGGGGAGAAGCCCUAUCAGUGUAAUCAGUGUGGAAAAACCUUUUGGAGGAAGUCAAGACUCAGCAGUCAUGAGAUAAUUCACACUGGGGAAGGGCCGUAUCAAUGUAAUCAUUGUGGAAAAACCUUUAGCCUGAAAUCAAACCUCAUCAAGCAUGAGAUAAUUCACACUGGUGAGAAGCCCUAUCAGUGUAGUCAGUGUGGAAAGUCCUUUCACCUGAAGUCAACCCUUGAUAGACAUGAGAUAAUUCACACUAGGGGAAGGCCCUAUCAAUGUAACCAGUGUAGGAAAACCUUUAGCCUAAAGUCAAAUCUCACAAAGCAUGAGAUAAUUCACACUGGGGAGAAGCCCUAUCAGUGUAAUCAGUGUGGAAAAACCUUUUGGAGGAAGUCAAGACUCAGCAGUCAUGAGAGAAUUCACACUGGGGAGAAACCCUAUCAGUGCAGUCAGUGUAGCAAAACCUUUGCCUGGAAGUCAUAUCUCACUGUGCAUGAGAUAAUUCACACUGGGGAAAAGCCCUAUCAGUGUAAUCAGUGUAGGAAAACCUUUAGCCUGAAAUCAAACCUCACCAAGCAUGAGCUAAUUCACACUGGCGAGAAGCCCUAUCAGUGUAAUCAGUGUGGAAAAACCUUUGGCCGGAAAUUACAUCUGAGCAGGCAUCAGACCACUCACAAAAGAGGAGACUUGAAGGUAGAAGAUCUUUCUCAGAAAUCAAACCUCAGGAAACAUUAGAGAAUUCACACGAAGGGAAUAUCCUGUAUGGCUGAGACUGGCUAUGUGUCCUCCAAGAGCCAUUUACAUUUCUCUGUGAUACGGCAAGCUUUUUCCUGCCUUUUUCUGUGGCCAAGAGUUCACAGCUCUCUGUGGAGAUAAAGGCACAAGAGAUGAAUAUUCCUUCUAGGCCUGAAAUGUAACAGUGACCUUGCAGUCCUCCAGGACUUGGGAUUUGAGCCCUAUGUAUCUUCAAUCACUGUGCUUUCAGACAGAAAUGAAGAGAACCGAGGACUUUCCACCCCUGGCCCAGCACCCUCCAUUUGUUGCAUGUGAGAAAUGAAACCUACUCUGUUGAGCUGUUUUAUGUUUGGUCUGUGCAUUUCAGCACCCACAACCACUGUUGAAUUUGGAAGGUAUUCCUGAGAUAUUUGUCCAGUUCAUGUUUUUCUUAAAAUUCAUACAGAAGAAAACACAAAACUGUGUUGUCAUCUUUCAUUUCCAAGUCAGGUUUUGAGAGAAUGA